This is a messenger RNA of Spea bombifrons (plains spadefoot toad), 1451 nucleotides long. RefSeq names its product WD repeat domain 54 (gene WDR54). Lineage: Eukaryota; Metazoa; Chordata; Amphibia; Anura; Pelobatidae. Gene Ontology annotation, molecular function: protein binding. The coding region runs from base 192 to 1202 and encodes 336 amino acids. The record is from RefSeq and is a predicted model, not a curated record. The transcript is spliced from 9 exons.
UCCGCGCCGGCCUCCGCGCGUGAUCCUCCCGGUACCGGCUCUCCUGUCCGCGCCGGCCUCCGCGCGUGAUCCUCCCGGUACCGGCUCUCCUGUCCGCGCCGGCCGCCGCGCGUGAUCCUCCCGGUACCGGCUCUCCUGUCCGCGCCGGCCGCCGCGCGUGAUCCUCCCGGUACCGACUCUCCGCGCCCAGCAUGUAUCGCAAGGAAAAGAGCAUCCAGAUGAAGAGCAGCGCCUCCGCUCUCUACAACAACCUGAGCGUCCUGCCCAUCAGCGAUAAGAACCUCACCUACUUCACCGCGGUCCACGGAAACACCGUCAACAUGGUGAGCGCCUCCGCCGACGGCUUAAACUUCUCCCACCGGCAGCUGCAGUCCAAGGAGGGAAGUGCGGCUGUCAGCGCGUCCCUCAUUACUCAGGCUUCAUGGUGCGUGUUACCCUCCCGGGUGCUGCUGGUCCUCACCUCGCAGAAAGGGAUUCAGAUGUACGAGUCUGACGGCUCCAUCAUGGUGUACUGGCACUCCCUCGACGCCCUGGAUACCCCACAGGCUCAGGCAGUUUUUGCCCGUGGUAUUGCCCCAGCCAAGGGACAGCAUAUCUGCGUGGGGACCUCGGCCGGUCUGGUUCUGGUGUUUGACGUUCCGGCUAAAGGCACCAACAUCACCCUGGCGGAGGUCCUGGCGGAGCACCGAGACCCCAUCACUGACAUCGCCUGUGAGACCUGCAACGACAAGGCCGGCGGGGCUGAUCUGGUGACGGCUGAUGACUCCGGGGUUCUCUGCGUCUGGAAGGUGGACGAGGAUUUCCGUCUCCUCACCAAGUUAUCUGCGUACGGGGUCACAUGUUCGUCGGUGAAGCUGUGGGCGGGAAUCAUCGCUGCAGCCUAUGGCAACGGGCAGAUCCGGCUGUACGACGCGGUCACGGGGGCGCUGAACGCAGAGGUGGCCGCGCACGCCCGCUGGAUCCACGCGCUCGACAUAGCACCGCAUUCAGGAAGGCUGCUGUCUGGGGCCGAGGACUCCUUUGUGCAGAUCUGGCAGCUCAGCCGGUCAGCGGAUUCGGGAGCCGUUGAGGUUGAGCACUGUCACUCGGAGUGUGUGACUGACACUCAGAUUUGUGGGGGGAGAUUCUGUGACCCCCAGGGCACAUCCUUCUCGGUGACCGGGUAUGACCUGAGCGAAAUCAUCCGCUACGUCCAGAUCUGACAGAGAGGGCGCUGUGUGCCCCCCACCAGGGCCCGGCGGGGCAUCAGGCACCGGACCUGCCCAUGGGGGAACCUCCCACAUAACCCACGGGGGUAAUUAAUGUGAAAGCGAGACUCCUGAGCUUCCACGGGUUAUCCAGGAGCCGUUUGGGAAGAACAAUGUUUAGUGUAAAGCGUCACCCUGUAGAGUGUAAGCUCCUGGGACCAGCCCCCCCACACAGUCAGACGUGUCGAAUUGUAGAAAUAAAGC